AUGAGCCCUCGCUCCAAUGACGCUAAUCAAUCAUCCUCGUCAAAGCAGAAAAAGAAAAACAACAGCAGCACCAACAACAGUAACGACGGCGGCCCAGCUUCCUCACCCGCCGUCUCCACUCUAGACUCGCCUUCACCCACCCCAGACCUCAUCGCAGACUCUGAGCCGGUUGAAACCCAGAGUCAGCCUUCACUUCUUUCUGCUCCCGCCCUCGCUCUAGGUCACGAUGAUGGCGCGCCACCUUCCGCCUCAGCUUCGGCAGCUCCUCGUGUAUUUGUAGCAUCCACGCUCAAACCCGUGUCUGCUAUCGAAUCGGUCACUUCCACCAUCUCGGCCAUCUCUCAGCACGCUAAUCGCGGCAUCUCGAACCUCAUCGCAGCUCACUCCAACACAAACAAUCCGCUAUCCCCUUCCGCAGCUCAUGCCACUCCUCUCCGCUCCGAUGGCUCCGUCUCGCCCAUCUACGACGCUUUCCACAACGCCGGUUCCUCCCCCGAUCCAAGCCAUAUCGAUGCUGCGCUUCACUCUGCGCAGCACUCGCAUCGCGCUGCUGCGCCUCGUCUGCUCUGGUCGCGAUGGGACCGCCUCCCUAUCAGAUCGAGCUCGGCCAAGAGCUCUCCCUUGCUCAUCUCGUACUUCGACGACGGCUCUCUUCAGGCGCUCCUGGUCCAACACCGGACCAUCUCGGAGCUGCUCUUUCUGCCGAGCGCAGCAGACACGCUUCUCGAUCGCUCCGGCUCCGGCUCCGGCUCCGGAUCCGCAUCCCCGGCUUCAACUGCCACCCUUCUCACCGCCUUUAUCCGACCUCCCACCGCAGACAUGAACGAUAUCAAGCUCCUUCUCGUCGUUCAGGAACCCGAUCAUGUCCCUUGCUUGCUCGUCUACUCGCUCAUAACUCACCACGUACAGGCUUCUGUGCAGCUUGAGCUUCCCUCUCGACCUCCACCCACAGUGUCGAGCCAAUUCGAUCAACGCCGCGACCUCGUCUGGCCCAAAGUCCAAAUUCAGUGCAACCAACACUUCGUCGUGCUCUCCUUUGCUGCUCCGGCCGCAAUUCAUGUGCUGUCGACAACAAGUCUCCAAUACGUGCGCCCUCCCAUUCUCGACGUCUCGUCUGUUUCGACCGAUCGCGCCCCGCCUAUUUCUCUGUCCCACCGCCUGCUUGCUUUUGGCUGUUCAGCUUCCGAACACCUCUCGCCCAUAUGUUCCGACACGCGCAAAACCUCCGGCGCAGCGCACCGUGAUCCUUCGCGCCCCUCGACCGCCACGCACACCGUUGCUUCCGAUCGCGUCGGCGAAAUGCGCGACAACCUCUUUGACACCUCGGCGCACGUCGGUGACGCAGCUCGUCGCUUUCGCGGAGGCGUCGUCAACGGCGUCCGCACGCUUGGCGAAUGGGGAAGCUCCUACUGGCCUCAAGCUGCCAGUCCACCAGACGCCAAUACAUUCUCGCCGCCGCAGCCCAGUCUGCUCUCCCAAUCAGCUCCUCAUGCACCUGCCAACCUGCCACGCCACGCCUCUUCAGCCUCGAGCUCCCCCAUGCUUCUCGCAGACGACGGUGCGCGUAGCGCUAAGCGCUUGUCGACGGGCGGCGCAGCGGCUGUCGACGUUGAUGCCGGGCGUGGCUCAAGCUCUCUGCAAUCUGCUUGUGUUCGCGUAGUUGACCUAAGAUCCGACGCACGCACCAUCUGCACCUUUGCACCCUCCUAUCAUGCCGUCACCUUGGUCUCGUUCAGCCCUUGCGGACGAAUGCUCCUCACCGCUGAUGCGCUUGGCCACGCGUUUCAUGUAUUCGAGCUGCCGCUCUCGGGCACAUUUGGUAUCCCGGCAACUCCGUCCUCCAUGCCGGCCGUUCUCCAUCGGUACAAGCUGAUGCGUGGCAUCACAACGGCCGAUGUCGUCAAUGCACAGUGGUCUCCUGAUUCUCAGUGGAUCGCUGUUGGCACACACAGCGGGACCGUACAUGUCUACGCGGUCAAUCCGUUUGGCGGCGUUCCUUCCAUUGCCAAUCACGUGCAAGCAAAGAUCCGUAACCCUUUGGCGCUUCAGCCGUUCGGUCUCUCGCUAUCCAGCCUCGCGCGCUCCGCCCGGCCCUCGCUGCCUCAACAUUUGUCGCAGGAAGUCGCACUUCGACCGUCCAGCCGGACGGGUAAAGACUUCGACGCCUCCAAUCCGACCGACUCGCAGAUCACCCAUCCGCCUCCAUCUUUCAUGCUGCUCAACUCAACGUCGCGAGCUUCUCGCCACGACGCGGAUUCGAGCUUGCCUUUCGAACUGCUGACUGUCGACACACGCUCUGUCAGUGUGACGCUUCAUGCUAUCCGAUGCUGGAGCACACAGGCACAGGUGCACGGCCUCGGCAAGACAAGCGAAGAAGGGGUGGACUCGACACAUCGCCUUGAUGCUGCCACAUCGCCACGAACAUCCGGACUCUCUCAGAUGAUGAGAAAAGCCGGCCAGGGCAUCCUUCAUCAGCAGUCAGCUCCACGUCUGCACGCUGACUGCGUGCGAGUGGCCACGUGGGAGCACCUCGCUCCCCAAGCUGGAGCCGUCACUGAGCUCAACGUAGCCACGCUCGCGGAUUCCUCGGCCACAUCACGACUUCUGCUUCGAUCCCAGGAUUCGCUUGCAAAGCCCUUUGAAUCAGUAGCCAAAGCCGAGAUCGAGACCUACAGCCAAUCGCCUGCCAUGCUGCCGUCAUCUAUCUUCUUAUCUCGCCAGACGUUCUUCCAUGCCCGAAUGCGCAACGUCAAAGCCGCGUCUGCUUUGACGCCGGAAGCAGCGUCUCUGCGUAGUAUUCAGCGUCGCGGCUCGCGGCCGAUUCAGGUUCGUCGCACCGCACGCAUCGUCUCACGUGAGCCUUCAGCGGAAGAAAGCAGCUCGUUCGACGACAGCUUGGCGGGCGCGCUCAACCAGACAUCGUUCAGCCCCGAGCAACUGCGACCACGCAGCGCGUCAGCACAUAUCCCCAGCUUUCCACAGGGGCAGCGUGCCCGUUCGGCCGGAUGGACGACAGGCAGCAGCAUUCCCAUCCGCAUUGUGGCCGGUGGGCUAGGUGGCAUCUACCGCGCUGGUAAGGAGCUUGGACGUGGCGUCGACAUGGCCAGACGACGCACAGGUGCGACACCUGGAUCGGCAGCCGCACAAGGUGGCCCGGAUCCCCUGUCUCGGAACACGGCUUCGAUCUCGUUUGACGGCGAGGAAGAUGUGGAUCUGCUCGGCGAAGAUUUAGACUCGGACCGUUCGAGACGCCAUCGGUUUCGCAUAGACGGCAGCGAACGAAAUGCUGAAUCUGGAUCCAACCGCUCCGAUCUGUCGAUGCUCUCAGCGUUGCGCAACGAUCAACCAUUGCGAGGUUCACAGCCCAGCUCGGCCGAAACCCCCUCAACACGCUUCAGCGAGGCCGAAGACGCAGCAGCAGACCCUGACGAGUGUGACUGGGACGCCAUAGAGGCCAGCCGCAGCCCGACAGCCCCUGCAGCUCCGCUCUUCGAUGUGAUGGACGCAGGGCUUGGCGGCGUCGGCAAGGUCGAUCAGUCCAACGGCAGCAGCAGCGCAGACGACGAUUUCACCAUGGGCGUGUUCGAGGUGGAUUCGGACGACGUCACUGCUGAGCAGCCGAGACCAAGCCUUUCAACAACUCGGGAUGCAACAUCCAAGUUGAUCUCGACCAAGGAGCUGGUGUAUGCUCUCCCUGCCGGAGGGUCCACGCGAUCGAGUUUGUUAAGCCAGAGCAGUGGUUUGACAACCACAGCCGACAGCCGGACGGAAGCCAAGGGGGUACGUGACAGCAGUGCUUCGAACUCGGACGGCGGAGAUAGUGGGAGUCAGGCAAGCGCAGGCUCGGGCAUGCUCUGUGAAGGCAGCAAGGAGACGCACACUGGCGACAGUUCGCCAACAGCUCUCGUGACGGAGAGCAAUGCUGUGACUACAGAGACUGUGGCAGCGCCUGUGAUCAGCACGUCGGGUGGCGGGAAGAAGAAGAAGAAGAAAGGUGGACGCUGA
Molecule: messenger RNA, 4005 nt
Organism: Pseudozyma hubeiensis SY62
Lineage: Eukaryota; Fungi; Basidiomycota; Ustilaginomycetes; Ustilaginales; Ustilaginaceae
Exons: 1
Coding region: 1-4005 (1334 amino acids)
Biological process (GO): response to starvation; autophagy
Cellular component (GO): cytoplasm
Molecular function (GO): protein binding
Source: RefSeq, a predicted model, not a curated record